Stylonychia lemnae is the source of this 1140-nucleotide messenger RNA. The record is from the annotation of a GenBank genome assembly. NCBI's taxonomy places the organism in Eukaryota, Ciliophora, Spirotrichea, Sporadotrichida, Oxytrichidae.
AUGUCACAGAAAAACUAUGACUAAUACAAAAGAGUUUAAAUCGAGCUUUAGUAUAAAUCUUAAAGAGAAGACUCUAAAAUUUAGACUUAAGCAAAAAACAAUAAUACUGAAUGCAUUUUUGAACAGUAAAUUACACAUUAAGAUAGGCAAGGUGAACACUAUAAAUAGAUUAAAUCAGUAGGUGAAGAUGUAUCAAAUAUAGGAUUAAUUGAUAAAAACUUAGGUCACAGAAAUGUAUCUCCUGGUCAAAAAUAGAAUCCAUUAGCUUAAGCAUAUGAUUUUCAUGGAAUAAGUAUGAGGAAUCGUUAAAACAUGGUUAACUGGAUGCUAUAAGUCAUGAGAGUACUUAAAGUUGCUUCGCUUAAGACUUUUAUGAUAUCUGUAUAAAUUAUGGAUAAAUACUUUAUAAAAAACUAUGGCCUAUCUAAUAAGAUAAAUAAAGAUGAUUUGCAUUUGGUUGGUAUGACUAGUAUUAUAAUAAGUUCAAAAUUUGAAGAUGUAUCUCCAAUCGAUAUUGAUGAAUUAGUUGUAAGAGCUGGUCAUUUGAAAUUUACAAGGAGAUAAAUAAUAAGCAAGGAGGUUGAAAUGUUAAGAGUUUUAGAAUUCAAAAUUUUUAUGACUUGCAUCAAUGAUGAUGCACAAUCAGAGUUUUCUUCAAUUCUUUAAGUCCAUCAUUUUUCAGCUUUGGAAUAAACCUAUGUUCAAGAAAUAAAAGAACUCAUUGAUUUUUUAUGCGUAUUGCUACAAUAUGGUGCUAUUGAUACUCAUUUAGGUGGUCAGUAUUUUGCCAAAUAACUAGUAUAGUAUGCUUUUGAUAUUGUUUUAUUGGAAACAUUUAAUAAGAAAAUUGCAAGCAAUAUUAUUGAAGGAGAUAAGCUUUUGAUUCGUGAAAAAGAUGAUAUCAAAGUAAUAAAUAAGCUUUUUAUCAUCCUAAACUAACUUGCAUCAGACAAAUAUACUGUUGAUUAAAGUAAUGAAAAAGAGGAAGGAAGUUUAUAGGAUUUAUUAUUUCACAUCUAUAAUGAUAUUGCGAUUGGAAAAAUAAAUGGCAAACAUCUUAAAAAGCUUUACCCAAAUUAUUUCUAAGCAGAGAUGAGUCUAAUUAUAAGGGAGAUAUUUUAUUAGAAAAGCUCUAUUUGA